UGUUUUUUUUUUUUUCAUCCUGAGGUAAGUAAUUAUUGAGAAAUUAUCAUCUCAUGUGAGAUUCCCCACCAUGAAGAUUACAUAUGUUUGAAAUUCUAUUUUGAGGAUGCUAACCAAGUAUGCAGAGGACUUUUGCCAGCUCUUCAACUUGGAGGUGAAUUCCAUGCACAAAAGGACUGGACUCAUCAGUGAGACAUAUUGAACAGAAAACAAAGAUACGCUUCUGUGUUUCUGUGUCUCUUGUCUUUACAAGAUAAAGCUAGAUAGCAUAAUGAGAUCCCUCACAAAUAUAUAUGUCUUUACUUAUGCCUUUACAUUCACACUAUGGAAUAAUAUCCAGCCAACCGUAGAAGACGAAUUUAUUGCAAAUUAUUCAAACAGUUUGCUAACUAAUGUUCCAAAAACCACUCCAGUUCAUACCCAAGUAUUAGAUUUAUCACAUAAUAGGAUCUCUGGACUUAGUACCUCGGAAUUUAUUAAUCUUUCUGACCUUCAAGUAUUAAAUCUUUCUCAUAAUCUAAUUACGAUGCUUGACUUUAGUGUCUUUAUUUUUAAUGAAAAUUUAGAAUACUUAGAUUUAUCUCAUAAUAACAUUUCAAAAGUUUCCUGUCUAACUCUUGCGUAUCUUAGACAUUUAGAUCUUUCUUUCAAUAAGUUUACUGCCCUGCCCAUCUGUCAGGAAUUUGGGAACAUGUUUCAUUUGAAGUACCUUGGAUUAAGUGCUACUAUGAUACGAAGGUCAGACUUCAGGUAUAUCAAACAUCUGCAGCUGCACACAGUCUUCCUGAACUUGGGAAACUUUUCACUGUAUGAACCUCAGAGUCUGACAGUCUUGUCUACAAGGAACCUCCACAUUGCUUUUGCAGCAAACCAAAACUUUGUUUUUUCCCUCUUGUACGAUGGAAUGAGCACUUCAGAAAACUUAAAAAUAGUUAACUUAAGAUAUACCUUGAGUUACAAAGAUUUCCCCUCUCCACCUUUAAUGCUUCCGAAGAAAAUCAAGACAAUAGCUCUCACUCUUGAUUCUGUGGACUUACAAUGGGCUAUCAUCCUGCAAAUUUUUGUGCUUAUUUGGUAUUCACCUGUGGAACAAUUGACUGUGAGAAAUUUGACUUUUAGAGGACCACUGGAGGAGCCAACUGAAUAUGCAUUUCAACCCUUAUUAAGCUCUGUGGAACAAUUAAUCUCUUUGGAUGGCUCCAUGAAAGCAUUAACUUUAGAGCAUGUUCGUAAUAAGGUUUAUUAUUUCAACCAGGAGAUCCUAUACAGACAGUUUUCAGAGAUGAAUAUUGCCAAUUUGACAAUAGCUGAUGCAUAUAUGCCACACAUGCUUUGCCCCAAUAGAACAAGCUCAUUUCAGUAUAUAAAUUUUUCUCACAAUGCCCUGACAGAUGAGUUGUUCCAGAAUUGUGGCACUCUCAUGGAUCUGAAAUUACUUAUUUUGAAGAAGAAUAAAUUUGAGAGCCUUCGCAAAGUAAGCUUCAUGACCAGCCGUAUGAAAUCACUGAAAUACCUGGACAUGAGCAACAACCUGCUGCGCCACGAUGGAGCUGACGUGCAGUGCCAGUGGGCUGAGUCUCUGACAGAGCUGGACCUGUCCUCCAAUCAGUUGGCGGAUGUUGUGUUUGAGUGCUUGCCAGUCAACAUCAAAAAACUCAGCCUACAAAAUAAUCAGAUCAGCAAUGUCCCCAGUGGGGUGGCGGAGCUGAAAUCCUUGGAAGAGCUGAACCUGGCAUCGAACAGGCUGGCCGACCUGCCGGGGUGCAGUGGCUUUACGUCCCUGCAGUUCCUGAACGUAGAGAUGAAUUCGAUCCUCACCCCAUCUGCUGACUUCUUCAAGAGCUGCCCAAAGGUCAGGGAGUUGCAGGCCGGGCACAACCCGUUCAAGUGUUCCUGUGAACUGCAAGCCUUUAUCCGCCUGGAGAGGCGGUCGGGGGGGAAGCUGUUUGGCUGGCCGGUGGCCUACGUGUGCGAGUACCCCGAAGGCUUGCGAGGAACAGAGCUCAAGGACUUCCACCUGAGCCUGCUGGCCUGCAACACGACGCUCCUGCUUGUGACAGCUCUGCUGCUGACGCUGCUGCUGGUGGCUGUGGUGGCCUUUCUGUGCAUCUACCUGGAUGUGCCGUGGUACGUGCGGAUGACGUGGCAGUGGACGCAGAUGAAGCGCAGAGCUCGGCACAACCCUCCUGGGGAUCAGGGGGCCGUUCUGCAAUUCCACGCGUUCAUUUCCUACAGCGAGCGCGAUUCGCUGUGGGUGAAGAACGAGCUGAUCCCGAACCUGGAGAAGGGGGAGGGCUGCAUACAACUGUGCCAGCACGAGAGAAACUUUGUCCCCGGCAAGAGCAUUGUGGAGAACAUCAUUAACUGCAUUGAGAAGAGCUACAAGUCGAUCUUUGUGUUGUCUCCCAACUUUGUGCAGAGUGAGUGGUGUCACUAUGAGCUGUACUUUGCCCAUCACAAGUUAUUCAGUGAGAAUUCCAACAGUUUAAUCCUCAUUUUACUGGAGCCAAUCCCUCCGUACCUUAUCCCUGCCAGGUAUCACAAGCUGAAAGCUCUCAUGGCAAAGCGCACCUACAUGGAGUGGCCGAAGGAGAGGAGCAAGCGUGCCCUAUUCUGGGCUAAUCUCAGGGCAGCCAUUAAUAUUAACCUGGCAAGCAAAUGAGUAGGAAAGUGAGGCUUCAUCUACUAGUAGUAUAAGUAUGUAAAUAACUGACUUGACUUUUUUGCAUUAAACUGUCAAUAUUUUUUUCUGUUUUCUUACAAUAUCCCCAGUGUGUUGUGAAAUGUGGCACUUAUAGAAAUUGAUAUUGCUUAUUCAAGCCAUCCAAGUAGUCAGAAGUCAUCUCUAGUUGCCCAUCAUCAAUUAAGAGAAUGAGAGAGAAAUUUUCAUAAUAAUUUACCUUAUUUUUAGGUUGCAUUUAUUUUGGACUUUUCCCAUUGAAUGCUAUAUUUGAAAGUAAUAAGAAUAAUGGUUUGUUUGGUGUCGUCGGGCUGCCAAGGCAUACAUUUAAUCUUUGUUCUGAUGUGAAUGUUGUGAGGUUAAGAUUGUAGGGAUCUGCUUUCUUGUUUUUAAUUAUAUAACACAAAGAAGAAUACUCUUGUUUGAAUCCCAUCCAGUACAUUGGUAUAGCAGGUGUUAAGAGUGCAGUAUCUGUAUCCUUUUUGCCUGUUUUUCCCUUCCUGGAAAUCUUUCACUUCAUCACAGAGAGACUUUCUUGGGUAUGCACUGAAAAGCUGAAUCUAUUAAUUCUUGUUUGAUGCUCUUCUUCCUUUGCUGUAUUAACAUUAACAAUUGCCUAGAGAUAGGUACCUGCCAAGUCAUGAUUUCAUAGAAUUUGCUAUUCACUGUACUUAUUUUUUUUUAUAGUAUUGUAAUACUGCUGCUUUCUGCUGUGAUUCUAUCAAGCUAUACUGGGUUGCAUGUUUUUUCUGUUUCCUAAUACUUAGAAACUUGAUGUUUGGAGGUGAACCCCUUUUAUCUCUAGGCUUCCACUGAACUCUGUUACCUUGCUCAUUUAAUGAACAGGUGCUGAGGGUUAUCACACAGGUGAAAAAAGAGACAUUUUUUCCUGGGAAAUAAUUUCUUUGCUAAAAUCUUGCCGAUUAAACUAAUAGUGUUUGUUAGUAGGAGACAUCUAGUAACUUGCUGUGCUUGGAUUUGAGAGUCUAAUAAACAUCUAAUUCUUUAUCCAUUAAAUUUCAUGUGCCAUUUCAAUGGCAAUGUGGAGCUGUGUCAUUAUAGUUACAACUUAUUGGAAAUGUAAAGUCCUGAGAUUACAAUUGUGGGCAGUACGUGAGGUGAUCAAACUGGUAAGGAGAUGUGGUCUUUAACACACACUGAGGUGGCUCACCAAGCACGCACUAGGUGUGGUAGCUAGAUGAAACAGUGAAAUUGAAGUGGUGGGAGAGCUUCCUUGUGUCCAAAGAUGACACUGCUGGCACCCACCUACCAGUACAGGUUAACUGGAUAGGAUCACAGUAGGAUGCCAGGUGCCUUCCUUGGAUUUGGAAAGAAGAGCUAAAAGUAUCUACUAAACCUUAAUUAUCGCUCAAUUGUUUCCACACUCAUUAAAUCUGUAUCUUUCCAGUUUAGAGGAGGAUGUUGUGGGGGACCAUGUCAAGGCCUUACCCAGAAAUCAAGAUUUAGUAGGGAUUAGGGAUGCUGGUGGAUGAGAGGCUGGACAUGACCCAGCCAUGGGCACUCACAGCCCAGAGAGCCAAACGUGUCCUGGGCUGCACCCAGAGCCCCGUGGGCAGCAGGGGAGGGAGGGGAUUCUGUCCCUCUGCUCUGCUCUGCUGAGAGCCCACCUGCAGUGCUGCAGCCACCUCUGGGGUCCCAGCAUAAGAAGAAUGUGAACCUGUUGGAGUGAGUCCAGAGGAGGCCAAAAAGAUGAUCAUAAAGCUGGAGCACCUCCCCUAUUAGGACAGACUGAGAGAGCUGGGAUUAUUCAGCCAGGAGAAAAGAAUACUCUGUGGAGAUCUUGUUGAGGUUUUCAGUAGUUAAACAGGGCUUAUAAGAAAGAUGAGAACAGACUUUUAACAGGGCUUGUUGUGGUAAGAUAAGGGCCACUGGUUAUCAAUUAAAAGAGGGCUGAUUUAGGUUGGAUAUGAGCAAUAUUUUUUUUAUAAUGAGGGUGGUGAAACACUAGAAGAGAUGGCCCAAAGAAGUUGUGGAUGUCCCAUCUUUGGAAACAUUCAAGGUCAGGUUGGGAAGGACUCUGAGUGAUCUGAUUUAAUCUGAAGAUGUCCCUGCUCAUUGCAGGGAGUUGGACUAGAUGAGCUUUAGAAGUCCCUUCCCUCCCAAACCGUUUUAUGAUUUUAUGAUUUUACAAUUUUACCUCUCUAAGACUUCUUGAUACUUUGAAGUUGGGAAUGCUACCAAGAAAUCCUGUGCCUCUUCUUCCUGAAAGCCUUCUCCUCCCAGGCAUUACAGCCUAAUAUGAUUAGCAGUCACACUUAGUGCUAAUGGGCUAAAGGGUGUGUAGUCUAUCCUGUUUACUAGACAAGAAAAGAGGAAGUAAAAUUUCUUAAUUCAGCCUUUCCAAUCUCUGUAAAUUUAAUGCAUAAGCAAACUGGGGCUUAUGUCCUAAAUAAUGCACAGACCAGGCCGUGGAGGAGUCCCUCACCUUUAAGACUGUUCUGAAAUGUAAGUUUUAGGUGGGUGUGAAACAAAUAGUAUAUCAACUCUGCCAUGUAUAUUGUUUUGGAAUAUUAAUGCUGUAAGAGCCCUUUAUACUCUAUUCUUCCCACCUCACAGAUCUUUCAUGAAGAUGCCAAAUAUUUUGGUUAUGUAUGUACCAUAAACUACAGCUUCUUAAAACUUCUUCUUCUGAGUUCCUUUAAUAAAGCAGACUCAUUUUGUCA
Taeniopygia guttata (zebra finch) is the source of this 5364-nucleotide messenger RNA. Its product is annotated as toll-like receptor 1. Gene Ontology annotation, molecular function: lipopeptide binding; Toll-like receptor 2 binding; transmembrane signaling receptor activity. Gene Ontology annotation, biological process: immune response; inflammatory response; toll-like receptor signaling pathway. Gene Ontology annotation, cellular component: plasma membrane. NCBI's taxonomy places the organism in Eukaryota, Metazoa, Chordata, Aves, Passeriformes, Estrildidae. The record is from RefSeq and is a predicted model, not a curated record.